AUGAACAAGAGUACUGAUCUCCAUAACGGCACCAACUGCAAAGACUUGCGGAACCCAACGGUGGCAAUGGAGGUCCUUCCAGUUUUGUAUUUCUUUGUUUUUGUUGGAGGGUUACUGCUGAAUGCACUGGCUGCCUGGAUCUUCUGUCAUAUUCCAAGUCACUCCAGCUUUGUUGUUUAUCUCAAGAACAUUGUCACCACUGAUCUGAUAAUGGUCAUGACACUUCCUUUCAAAAUCCUCUCUGACUCACAUCUUGGGCCGUGGCAGUUGCAGGCUAUUGUGUGUCGUUACACUCUGGUCAUCUUCUACAAUAGCAUGUACCUGAGCAUCACAUUCCUCGGCCUUAUCAGUUUCGACAGGUACCUGAAGAUAGUACGGCCCAUGAAAAACCUGACCGUGCAGAAGGUCACAUUCGCCAAGUUUGUCAGUGUGGGUUGCUGGGUCUUUAUGAUAGCCUUUGCACUGCCAAACGUCUUUCUGACAAACAAAACCCCCACAAAGGAUAAUGCCGCACAGUGUUACAGAUUGAAAAGCGAGCUGGGUAAAACCUGGCAUCAUUUCAUCAUUUUAAAAUGCCAAGUUAUUUUCUGGAUCACCUUUGUGCUCCUCAUUAUCUGUUAUCCAGCCAUCUUAAAGAAAGUAUACUGGUCCGAUCGGAAGGUGCAAAAGGAGUCCAACUAUGUGAAAAAGAGAGCAAAUCGUAACAUAUUCAGCAUCAUGGUGGUCUUCGUUGUCUGCUUUGUGCCUUAUCAAAUUAUCAGACUGCCUUAUGAUCAGGAUCUAAAGAACAAAAUAAAUUGCACAACAUUCAGUGGGCUGCAUUACGCAAAGGAGGCAUCACAGCUGCUAUGUGCACUCAACAUUUGUCUCGAUCCAGUCAUCUACUUCCUGCUAUGCAAGUCAUUCAUGAAGCUACUGCUUAGAAAGAACAGAAAGAAGCCUCAGAAUGAUUCUAUCCAAUGUGAGAAGCAGAAUUCUACCAACAAUUAA
This is a messenger RNA of Rhincodon typus (whale shark), 990 nucleotides long. Its product is annotated as P2Y purinoceptor 14-like. Bases 1 to 990 code for a protein of 329 amino acids. Gene Ontology annotation, molecular function: G protein-coupled purinergic nucleotide receptor activity. The transcript has a single exon. Gene Ontology annotation, cellular component: membrane. Gene Ontology annotation, biological process: G protein-coupled receptor signaling pathway. NCBI's taxonomy places the organism in Eukaryota, Metazoa, Chordata, Chondrichthyes, Orectolobiformes, Rhincodontidae. The record is from RefSeq and is a predicted model, not a curated record.